This is a messenger RNA of Musa acuminata AAA Group (dessert banana), 1061 nucleotides long. Its product is annotated as 2-hydroxy-palmitic acid dioxygenase mpo1. The transcript is spliced from 4 exons. NCBI's taxonomy places the organism in Eukaryota, Viridiplantae, Streptophyta, Magnoliopsida, Zingiberales, Musaceae. Gene Ontology annotation, biological process: sphingoid catabolic process. Gene Ontology annotation, cellular component: endoplasmic reticulum. The record is from RefSeq and is a predicted model, not a curated record. Bases 234 to 755 code for a protein of 173 amino acids.
GGUCAACCAACAAGAUAAAUAAACCAUGGCUGUCACAAACGGGGGGCAAUCAAUCAAGUCAAAAUAUCCAACACACCCACAGACAACACAAACCAGUCUCGAACUUCUACCGCCUGCUGAUCUCGAACAAUUCCUUCUCACCUCAACCAAAUCCGGGUGUUGUUGCGCUACAGAACACCCCCCAACCCAUUCGCUUUCCCUUCGUCUUCUUCCUCACGUACUACCACGACGUCAUGUCCGUCCGCCAUCACCUCCCUCGCCUUUCGUCCGUGGCCGGCGAGAUGCUCGAUCUGGAGAAGCACUUCGCCUUCUACGGAGCGUAUCACAGCAACCCGACCAACGUCCUCAUCGACACUCUCUUCGUCUGGCCAAUCUUAUACACCUCCCUCCUCCUCUUCCACUUCACCCCGCCGCUCCUCGACCUGCCCUCCUGGCUCGGCGGCGGCGUCCUGGCCGUCGACCUCGGCCUCGCCUUUGCGGUGGCCUUCGGGCUGUUUUAUGUGCUCAUGGAUCGGAGAGCCGGAUCCUUGGCCGCGAUCCUCUGCGUCCUCUGCUGGGCCGGCAGCGGUUGCCUUGCGAGUCGCCUUGGCUUCUCUCUUGCUUGGAAGGUUGUUCUGGUUGCACAAUUAUUUUGCUGGACUGGGCAAUUUUUAGGCCACGGGCUUUUCGAGAAGAGAGCUCCAGCUCUUCUUGAUAACCUCGUGCAGGCCUUACUGACUGCUCCAUUCUUUGUCUUGCUAGAGAAAUGCAGGUGAUGAAAAAUCUGUGUGGCUAUGAACCAUACCCUGGUUUCCAUGCUGGUGUCAAUGCAAAGAUUGAGGGUGCUCGCAAAGAAUGGCAAACAAGCAAGGAGAAGAAGACAUCGUAACUAUAGGCACUCGGAAAUAGCUGAAAGAAUGCUAGUCCAAAUUUGCUACUCUUGUAAAUCACAUGUUCUACUUUUCAUGUUGAGUUUGUAUACUUCUUAAUCUAGAAUAAGAAUGCUGUUGGGAGUGUAAGGGAGUGUCGGGCAAACUGAUGAACAGCCAAAUAUCAGUAAAAAGUUGUUGACAGUUUCAUGA